AUGGACCCAGCUGAAAGUGUUGGUUCACGGGCCUCUGAGGAAGAGGAACCGUUGAUUCCAGAGGAAAUUGAUGAUGAAUUCUAUAAUGAUCUUCUAACAAAAAUUGGAGAUCUUAUACGAUAUACUCGUAAUAAAUUGGAUAAUCAAGUUAAUGCUGAUAAUAUUCAGAGAAUGCAAAUGGUUUCUGAAAAAUUUAAAUGCGACUUAUUAGCUGAGAAAAAAGUUGUAGAAGAAUUGAAUGAAAUUAUACAAAAAUUACAAGAAGAAUUGGAACAGGCUACAGCAAAAUCACUUUUAGACAAAAGUACAAAUGAUGAAUUAAAAAGUGUUAUACAAAAUGCUUGGAAACAGAGAGAUGCAGCUUUAGUUCGUGAUGAACAAUCACAGGAUGAAAUGUUUAAACUUCGUGAGAAAAUUGAACAUUUGGAAACUGUUUUACAAAGAACUGGUGAAAAGGACAAAAGGGGCUCAACCGAAAUUGAUAAAUUAAGAGACAAUUUUAACAAGGAAAUUGAAAAGUUAAAAAAUGAAAUAAAGGACACAAAUAAAAAAUUACAAAUUGCCAGACAAUAUAUUAUUGAAGUUGAAGCAAUUGUUCAUAGACUUGAAGAUAAAAAUAAGAAUUUGAUUCAAAUUCUGGAUGAAAACUCAUCAGAAUCAUUUCAAGAUAAGAAAAAAUUGGAAAAACUUAAAGCUGAAACAGAACAAGCUAAAAUCGAACAAGAAAAAUGUGAGGAAAAAAUGAGACGGCUUAAGAUUCAAAAUGAAAAAUAUUUGAAACAACAUGUGCAAAAUAGUUUGCAAAUAUUUGCUAUUAAAUCAACUUUAGAUCAAUCCAAAACAUUACAUAAUGCAACUAAUAAUAAAUUAAUAAAAGCAUUAACGGAUUUAGAACAAGCCGUAACAGACAAUGAACGUCUUAAAAUGGAACUUGCAAGAGAUAAAGAUAAUCGUAGAUUAAAACUUGAUAAUAGAAAAUAUUUUAAAAUAGCUGAUGGGGUUACUAGAAAAUUAACUGCUUCAAAACGAUCAAAAAUUAAGGUUGAAAGUGAAGUUAAAAGAUUAAUUAUUCAGCAAUUCACUUUGGAAAAAGAGCUUAAAGGUGAACAAAAAGUUGUUGAAACAUUCGAUACUAAAGUAGGAAAUUUGACAAGAGAACGCGACAAUUUGAAACGUGAAUUAUUGGCUAAAAUUAAAAAACUAAAUGAAAUAAUACGUGAUCUUGAAAUGCAAAUCAAUAAACAUAAAGAAGAAGUAAAGAAAUCACAAUCUGAAACAACAAAGAAACAGGAGGAAAUUGAAGUUUUGUUAAAGAAAAUUGACCGAUUGGACAUUGAGGUCAGAUUUCGUAAUAAUAUCAUUGAAGAUUUAAAUCGUGAUAUUGCUAAAGAAAAGGAAGAAAUUAAAAAGCUUAUAGAAGAAGUUAAAAUGGCUCACAAUGAAACAAGUAACAUUCAACGAAAUUAUGAAAGAGCUAAUAUUGAAAGAGAUAAAUUGAAAAAUGAAGUUGAUAACAUUAAAGAUCAGGGACUUGAACUGAAGGAUGCAGUCACAAAAAAAGCAGCAGAGAUAAGUCGUUUGUCUAUUCAAGUAGAACGUCUUGAAAAAGAUAGAAUAUGCUAUAAGGGUGAAACAAGAAAUAUGCAAAUUUUAUAUCAGCACACAAAAUGUGAAUUAUUAGACAAAAAGAAGGAAAAUGAUAAAUUGCAGAAGACAAUUGCGCAAAAAGAUCAAAAAAUUAAAAAAAUCGAAUUGCACAUUAAUAAUGUAUUACAUGAAAAAAAUUCUGUUUGCGGUAAUCUUAAUAAAGCAAAUGAAGAAAUUGAAGCUUUAAAAGAUCGUUUAGGAUUAACACGAGAUGCUUUAGAGCAUUGUGAACGUUCAUACAAUGAAUCUAUGGAUAAUAUACGAUUGUUACGAAUGGAAGUAAAAAAUCUUCGAGCUGAACGAGAAGUUUUAAAGAAGGAUCGUGAAAAUUCAGCUGAUUUAAGAACUGAACUUUUACAAAUUCAUCGUGUUUUAAAUCAAGAACGUAUUAAAGCACGUGCACUUGAAGAUGAAAUCACUAGACCAAUGAAUGUUCAUAGAUGGCGUGCAUUAAGUGGAAAGGAUCCAGAUAAAAUGGAAUUAAUUUUUAAAAUUCAAACUUUACAAAAGCAGAUACUAGCACAAAACAUUGUAACAAUUCAACGUGAAAAUGCUUUGAGUGAAUCGCACAAACUAUAUACAACUUUAAAGAAUUUCAUGAUGAGAUUACCAAGUCACAAAUUGAAGGAAAAAGUUAUUGAUUUAUCGAAACAUUUGGGUGCAAAAAAUAAUAAAAUUAAAGCUCUGGCAGCUGAAAUAGCUACAAAAGAGAUAGAUGAUAAAGCGAAAGAUACCGCACUUGAAGAUUUACGUGCAAAAUUAACUUCUGCUAAAAAAGAACUAUUAGAUCAAAAGAAAUCUAAAAGAAAACUGUUAGAGGAACGACAAAUGUUUGCUGAAAUGCAAUUACAAUGUUUCUCAGCCCCACCAGCUGCACCAAGAAUUCUAGGUGCAGGUUAUAAGAUGACAUUCGGAAGUCCGAUAAUAAAUUAG
Condylostylus longicornis is the source of this 2580-nucleotide messenger RNA. Its product is annotated as cilia- and flagella-associated protein 58. The record is from RefSeq and is a predicted model, not a curated record. NCBI's taxonomy places the organism in Eukaryota, Metazoa, Arthropoda, Insecta, Diptera, Dolichopodidae. The transcript is spliced from 14 exons. The coding region runs from base 1 to 2580 and encodes 859 amino acids. Gene Ontology annotation, cellular component: cytoskeleton.